AUUUAAGUCAAGAGACAGAGACACAGACCUGUCCUUCUUGCCCGUCCACUCGUCCACUCGUCCACUCGUCUGGUAGCUAGCUGCCCAGUGAAGAGACUGUUCUAGAGUUGGAGGAGUCAAAGGCAGGUUGAAGUAGAAAAGGAGCAGGACCUCACCUCGCCGCUCCACUUGGACGGAGAACUGAAAUAAGGAGGAAAGUCUGCGUCUGUGUUGUGAAUUUCUGUCAGACAGGACCAAGCAAAUGGGUUUCACUGACCUGUUGGACCAGGUGGGUGGGUUUGGCCGAUACCAGUGGCUUCAUGUGACUUUGAUCAGUUUACCGGGUUUGUUGAUGGCGAGUCAGAACCUUCUCAACAACUUUAUCUCAGGAAUCCCUAACCACCACUGUAUGGUGCUGGCCAAUCACAGCCUUCUCAAUCUUUCCCUGCAAGAGGUGGACGCUCAGCAGCUGCUGAAGGUCUUCAUUCCUUCGGACGCUUCGGGAAGUCGCCUAGAACGCUGCAGGAGAUUUGUGCAGCCUCAGUGGCAGCUGUUAGCUGCUAACAACUCUUCUAAUGGAAGUGAGCCACAGACUGAAGAAUGUCUGGAUGGAUGGGUUUUUGAUCGCUCUGAGUUCCAAACCACCACUGUCUCCGAGUGGGACUUGGUCUGCCUGCGUCGUCCCCUUAAACAAAUGAUCCAAACCAUCUACAUGGGUGGAGUUCUGGCUGGUGCCAUCAUCUAUGGGAGUCUGUCUGACAGGUUGGGGCGGCGUUCUAUCCUUAUAUGGUCGUACCUGCAGCUGGCCGUGUUAGGCUGUUGCUCUGCCCUCUCUCCUACGUACUCUGCUUACUGCAUCUUCAGGUUCCUGAGUGGAAUGGCAGUUUCAGGAAUCAUCCUGAAUGGAGUCUCACUGAAGGUGGAGUGGAUCCCGACAAGAACUCGAACUCUGGUGGGCACACUCAGCUCCUUUUUCUUUACCUUUGGUCAGAUGAUCCUGGCUGGCCUUUCCUGGUGGCUGAGAGACUGGAGGAAGCUGCAGGUGGUCGUCUCUGCACCUCACUUCCUCUUCUUCGCUUACAGCUGGUGGUACUCGGAGUCUGCUCGCUGGUUGGUGAUGAAUGGUCAAGCUGAGAAAGGGUUAAAGACUCUUCAUCGAGUGGCAAGAAUCAAUGGGAAAAAGGAGAUGAUUGACAAGCUGACUCUGGAGGUGCUACAGUCACAUAUGACCAAAGAGGUUGAGUCCAGUCAUUUGAGGUUCACAGCCUAUGACCUUCUGAGGACCAGAGGCAUGAGACGCAUCUCCAUCUGUCUGAUGGCUGUGUGGUUCUCAACCAGCUUUGCAUACUACGGUUUGGCCAUGGACCUACAGAAGUUCGGGGUCAGUAUCUAUGUGGUCCAGCUCAUCUUCGCAGCUGUUGACAUUCCAGCCAAAAUUCUGACCCUGGGCAUGCUCAGUUGGCUGGGGAGGCGGGUCUCUCAGGCCCUGUGUCUGUUCCUGUCUGCUGUCAUCAUCUUUGCCAACAUCUGCGUCCCCACAGACAUGCAGACUGUGAGGACGGCGUUAGCGUGUCUAGGUAAAGGUUUGACAUCUGCAUCGUUCACCGUGGUCUACCUGUACAGUGGUGAGCUCUACCCCACCGUCAUCAGGCAGACCGGACUGGGCUUUGUAUCAACAAUGGCCAGAGUGGGAAGUAUGGCAGCUCCAGCUGUGCUCAUUUUGGAUGAGGUACUUCCUGCACUGCCCAGUAUGGUCUAUGGUGGGGCUGCGGUCUUGGCUGGGUUCUUUGCCUGUUUCUUACCAGAGACACUGAACGUCCCACUACCAGACACCAUCCAGGAUGUAGAAGAUAGAUGCUCUACACAACGUCCCUACUUUCAGCAGAAAGAGAGAGUUACACUUCAGGUGGGCUUGGUGUCAUCAGAGGGCGUGGCUUUGAAAGAGCUAAAGGAAAGUGAUGCAGCUGGUCUCAACAGACUCUAAACCAUCAAGAGCCAAAACACAUGGCUGCAACAUUACCAAAGAGUCUUUAAUGCUGUGGAUAAGGGCUGUAACAUCAUGAGAUCAAAGAUGUUCCCAUUAAUAAUAUUUUUUAAUUUAAAAAUACCAAUUACUGCAGUGACUGUGACUGAAACAUUGCAUGAGAAACAACAAUAAAGCGGGAAAAUUUUUCAGGUUCAAUUGAUCAGUGAUUGAUCAGGAAAUCAUCCAUAAAUGAUCAUUGAUAAUGAAAAAGUUUGAUUGUUGUUUUUAAUGUGUCGUUUUAACAUAACAUUCUUGUGAUGUCAUCAUUGAUGAUUGGAGAGUGAGAAAAUAUUGUUUGUUUAUUGAGUGAUAGUUUUGCUAAUUAUCAGAUUAUUUAUAAAUUGUUGAAAUAUUAAUUAAUUCUCUUUUCUUGUUUUGAUUUUUAAGUUUUUGUUCAGCAAAUAUUACAUAAAUUAUCUUAAAAACAACUACCUUGUAGUAUCAUCUUUGUCAUCAUCAUCAUCAUUAUGUAACCUUGCAAUGAAAUAAACCAUAGGUAGUGGAUUAAUUACAUGAUAAAAUCAUUGGACAAAAAUGAAAUAUUUGUGAUGUUUAAAAUAAAAACUAGUUUAAUA
Messenger RNA from Cynoglossus semilaevis (tongue sole), 2580 nucleotides. It is a transcript of the gene oatx, whose product is annotated as organic anion transporter X. Gene Ontology annotation, molecular function: transmembrane transporter activity. The coding region runs from base 242 to 1963 and encodes 573 amino acids. The transcript is spliced from 17 exons. Gene Ontology annotation, biological process: transmembrane transport. Gene Ontology annotation, cellular component: membrane. The record is from RefSeq and is a predicted model, not a curated record. Lineage: Eukaryota; Metazoa; Chordata; Actinopteri; Pleuronectiformes; Cynoglossidae.